AUGAAGACUUUUGUGACGCAGUUGUUUCAGCAAGGUUUUGCUGCGAUGGAAGAGAGGCUAGAGAAAAAGAUGGAUGAAAAAUUUGAGGGAGUGCAGUCUGAGCUUAAAAAUUCCCGUGGGGAUUCAACCGUCCAAGCUGAGCAUGGAGAUCCAUCUGCAAGCAAGCCAGCACCUAGCCACCCAUCGCCUAACAAGCCAACGCCUAGCAAGCCAGCGCCUAGCAACCCAUCGCUUAGGAAGCCAUCUCCUACGAAGUCAUCGCCUAGCAAGCCAUCUCCGAGGAGGUCCAAACGCUUGGAUGUAAAUUUCAGUCAAGCGGAUGAUAUGGACGAACCAAUAGGUACGCAAAGCCUUGAAGGACUUUCUCAAACCUCGUACGUACCCGAUUUUGAUCCAUCACAGACCAAUAACGACAACGAUGCAAGUGAUUGGUGGACUCCAAUGACUACUGUCCGGAAACUACGAAAAGGUGAAUCAAAGCAAUCAAAUGCACCUCUAACAUCGGCAAAGUGGGAUAGAUGGACUGGAGGACCAAGCAAGAAGCUUCAGCUUAGUGACUCACCAAUGGCAGAUGACGGUUCUCCACAGGCGUCACUGUAUUAUUUCACCGAAGAAUCGUGGGAUAGAUUCACGAAAUGGUCUACGAAUCCAACAGCUUUGAGGAUUGGUCCCUCUGUCUUUAAUUUGACCUUCGCACAGAGAAUAGUUUGUGCUGGAAAAUGGCUUGGAAACGAGGAAAUGGAUGCGAUGAUGUAUAUAUGGCGAGAGAAGACAUCUUUGAGGCGUUGGAAUAUAGACUGUCUUGCUUUCAUGAACGCCAUGUUCUGCCUCCAGAUCGAGAAAGAAUACGAGAAGUGUAAAGACGACAAAAGAGGCUACGUAGUACCCGAUCUUCUUCUUGCUUAUGGGAGAGGAGAGCUUCCAUCUCAUGGGCCGACUAAUAGAGUUUGGGGUGUCGAUGUUGAUCGUCUCUACUUUCCUCUGUUUGUCAAUGGUAAUCAUUGGGUUGCUGUAUGCGUCAACAUGAUUGAGAAGAAAGUGGAAGUCUAUGAUUGCAAUCGGGGAAGGAAUAGGCAAUACGUAGAGAAGUUUGCUUGUAUGAUUCCUAGAAUUGUCAAGGCAGUUGGUCCACCUAAGAGCAAGUUACUCCUUACAUCCUAUUCGAUUGUAGAUAUGCCUAUGCAGACAAGAUUGAACAAGUCUUGUGCUGAUUGCGGGGCAUUCGCACUCAAACACUUGGAGUGCAUCCUUCUUGGUCUCGACCUCAGUUUAGUGGAAGACGUAAUAAUGCCUGGUUGCCGACAGAAGAUUGCUUAUGAUAUAUGGGAGGCUGCCCAUGAUCCCAUUUUAAUCCAGCUUAUGGCACAACACAUCCCUUCGGAUUUUGAGAGUUCUACUUUUUAUGACCUUGAAGAAGACUGA
Brassica napus (rape) is the source of this 1422-nucleotide messenger RNA. RefSeq lists its product as uncharacterized. The record is from RefSeq and is a predicted model, not a curated record. Gene Ontology annotation, molecular function: deSUMOylase activity. Gene Ontology annotation, cellular component: nucleus. The transcript has 4 exons. Gene Ontology annotation, biological process: protein desumoylation. Lineage: Eukaryota; Viridiplantae; Streptophyta; Magnoliopsida; Brassicales; Brassicaceae. The coding region runs from base 1 to 1422 and encodes 473 amino acids.